Molecule: messenger RNA, 600 nt
Organism: Dothidotthia symphoricarpi CBS 119687
Lineage: Eukaryota; Fungi; Ascomycota; Dothideomycetes; Pleosporales; Dothidotthiaceae
Exons: 4
Coding region: 1-600 (199 amino acids)
Biological process (GO): small GTPase-mediated signal transduction
Molecular function (GO): GTP binding; GTPase activity
Source: RefSeq, a predicted model, not a curated record
AUGGUCGUUGCGACAAUCAAGUGCGUCGUAGUCGGUGACGGUGCGGUCGGCAAGACAUGUCUCCUCAUCAGCUACACCACGAACAAGUUUCCCUCGGAAUAUGUCCCUACUGUUUUCGACAACUACGCCGUCACCGUAAUGAUUGGUGACGAGCCGUAUACCCUUGGUCUCUUUGACACAGCCGGACAAGAGGAUUACGACCGUCUGCGACCACUCUCAUACCCCCAGACCGACGUCUUUCUCGUUUGCUUUUCCGUGACGUCGCCUGCCUCAUUCGAAAACGUUCGCGAGAAAUGGUUCCCUGAGGUACACCACCACUGCCCUGGGGUGCCUUGCCUCAUCGUUGGCACACAGGUCGAUCUCCGGGACGAUGCGCAAGUCAAAGACAAACUGCUCAAGCAGAGAAUGGCCCCAGUCAAGCGGGAAGACGGUGAGAGGAUGGCAAGGGAGCUUGGCGCAGUCAAGUACGUCGAGUGCUCGGCAUUGACACAAUAUAAGCUCAAGGAUGUUUUCGACGAGGCCAUUGUAGCCGCGCUCGAGCCACCAGCGACAAGAAAGGAAGGCAAGCACAAAAAAGAAAAGAAAUGUAUCAUACUUUGA